AUGGAUGUCUACAAUGAAGUGAAAGAUUUGCUGAAAGAUAAAUUCGACAUUACAAAUUUCAAAUGCGCUAGAGAAUCCAAAAAGCAGUUGAUGAAUUGCGAGAACGAUGGAAUGUCCAGUGAAAAGAUAGAUGUGCUUGAAGUCCAUUACAGCAGCAGUUGUGCGAAAAUUCCUGUUGAGACAAUCGGAGAAACGUUCCGUUUUGUGGCCAAUACAACAGCGACCGCAAUGGAACGUCUUCUCAUUGAGACCGAAAUGAAGGGACCUGGAUGGAUGAACAUUGCACAAUUUGCUCCCGCGACCGCAAGAGUUUCUCAUUGUAAGUACGAGUUUACGGUUGACAUGGAACGAAUGAAGAACAUCGUGUAUUUGAAAGAUCAAUCACAGCAAGCUCCUCCACUUCGGAUGUUGGUGUUGACUGUUUAUACAACUCUAAACAAGAAUCGGGAUAAUGAAGUU
Messenger RNA from Mesorhabditis belari, 459 nucleotides. Lineage: Eukaryota; Metazoa; Nematoda; Chromadorea; Rhabditida; Rhabditidae. The record is from the annotation of a GenBank genome assembly.